AAACCGCUGUUCGAGACCUAAUAUUUUUACGAGACCCACCCUGUUGCUGCUGCCUGCGCUUUAUGCUUUCAAGUGAUAUUUGGAAAUACAAAACAACAGCUGCGCUUCAGUAAUCUUUCAAGCGACAGGAUUCAACAUAGGCUAUCUUCAAAUGCAUCAUUGUUUUCUGGUCAUCAAAAGAGACAUGUGUCUCUCCGCCUAAUGAAAGAGGAGUCACAAAUGAUCGAGCGUAGUCUAUAAAGGUGAGGGAGUUAGCAGUCAAGGGUUCGACAUUAAGGAGCUACCUACUGGCUAACAGGGCUGCUGGUGUGUUUAUGAACAGGAAGAUUCUGGCAUUUGGAGGCAGAGAGAGCGAGGGGAGAGAGACACACACAUACAGACACACAUUCAGAGAGAUAGAGAAAGAGAGAGAGAGGGAGAGGGAGGGAGGGAGAGAGCCAUUUGACAAUACAGGAAGGUGACUUGGUUUGAUUAUGGCUCUUCGGGGAGCUGGCGCUGUCCGUUCAGCACCAGUACAGUCACCUUGCGCUAAAUGACACCUCGCCGAGAAUGACUCCCCAGAAAACGACACGGGGUGUCACAAGCGUGGAUUAAUUUCACUGGGAGGACGCAUGUGUUUUUCAUCAUCGGGAUUAUUUGGCGUUUUCUGAGGUGUUCGUUCAUGAAAACGGUCGGCUCCGUUUUCGAGUCUUUGUUUCUGGGCUUCUGUCUGUCUUGGACUGCUGGGGAGAUAAACAAGUCUUGCAGCUUACAAAGAUAGACAUUUUCAAUCAAAAGGAACAGCUUUUCACAUUGAUAUAUCAAAACAAUAUCUAUUUCCAUAAAACUAUUUUUAUACCAAGGGAUUUUAUAUAUUUUUUCAAUUCAACCGUUUUGAUAACGUAAGGACAUCCAGUUCCAGUGGGAGGCUGGUUACUGUUUUAUCUAUGCACAUGUGUUGCACAGGUUGCCCAGCUGUUAUUGUAGCCUCCUGAUAGUGUUGAGAUGGCCGGAGCGGAGUGGAGACAUGCCUAAGGGACGCGAUGGGCCAUAGUGACGAGAAGGAUCGCAUAGUGAUAAACGUGGGAGGGAUCAAACACCAGACCUACCGCGGGACCCUGCGCACGCUGCCCGGCACGCGCCUCGCCUGGCUAACGGAGCCGGAUGCGCACGACAACUUCGACUAUGACCCCCAGAUUGGAGAGUUCUUCUUCGACCGUCACCCGGGCGUCUUUGCGCACAUCCUCAACUAUUACCGGACUGGGAAACUGCACUGCCCAGCGGAUGUGUGCGGACCGCUUUACGAGGAAGAGUUGGCUUUCUGGGGCAUUGAUGAGACGGACGUAGAGCCAUGCUGCUGGAUGACCUACCGCCAGCACCGGGAGGCUGAGGAGGCUCUGGAAAGCUUCGCCGGAGGCUCCCUCGACCCAAACCACAAAGAGUCUGAGGAUGAUACUGUGCCGCCAGAGGCUGCUGAUGGGGACGAGGGUGUGGAGAUGACCCGGAGGCUAGCUCAGGGGGACUCACCCGAUAACAGAUCCGGGCGCUGGCGCCGCUGGCAGAAGCAUGUCUGGGCGCUCUUUGAGGACCCAUACUCGUCUAAAUAUGCAAGGUGGGUGGCUUUCGCUUCCCUCUUCUUCAUCCUUCUGUCCAUCACGACCUUCUGCCUGGAGACCCACGAGGCGUUCAACCCCAUCCUCAACUUCACCGAGGUGGAGGUGGUGGACAACGACACGGUGGUGCAUGUCUACGAGGAGACGGAGACCAUGGUGGAGCUGACCUACGUGGAGGGCGUCUGCGUCAUUUGGUUCACCUUCGAGUUCCUUGUGCGCAUCAUCUUCUGCCCGGACAAGCUCAAGUUCAUCCGUAACACGCUCAACAUCAUCGACUUCGUGGCCAUCCUGCCCUUCUACCUGGAGGUGGGCCUGUCCGGCGUCUCUACCAAGGCGGCCAAGGACGUGCUGGGCUUCCUGCGCGUGGUCCGGUUCGUGCGUAUCCUGCGUAUCUUCAAGCUGACCCGUCACUUCGUGGGGCUGCGUGUGCUGGGCCACACGCUCCGCGCCAGCACCAACGAGUUCAUCCUGCUCAUCAUCUUCCUCGCCCUGGGCGUGCUCAUCUUCGCCACCAUGAUCUACUACGCCGAACGCAUCGGCGCCAACCCCAACGACCCGCGCGCCUCCGAGCACACGCACUUCAAGAACAUCCCCAUCGGCUUCUGGUGGGCCGUGGUCACCAUGACAACCCUCGGCUACGGCGACAUGUACCCGCAGACGACCACGGGCAUGAUCGUGGGCGCGCUCUGUGCCCUCGCCGGCGUGCUCACCAUUGCUAUGCCCGUGCCCGUCAUCGUUAACAACUUCGGCAUGUACUACUCCCUGGCCAUGGCCAAGCAGAAGCUACCAAAGAAGAAGAACCGGCACAUCCCGCGCGCGCCUGCCAUCGGCUCGCCCAACUACUGUAAGUCCGUCAUCAACUCGCCCCGACACAGCAACCACAGCGAACCCUGCCCGCUGGCCCAGGAAGAGCUCUCGGAGAUCAGAUACCAAGCCAGCCUCUCUGUGGAUCACAAGAGUAAGAGAGAUUUCAAAGUGAAUGGCGAGGCGUCCAAAGCGGCUCUGGCCAACGAAGACUGUCCUCACAUCGACCAAGCGGUUUCCCCAGAGGAGGCGUUCAGCCCAACCGAGAGGGCUGAGCGGCCCUGCUUCCUGCUGACGCCUGGAGAGCGAGCCAAUCACAUGGGAGGAAGAGUCAGGAAAGGUUGUGAAAGGCCCUGGAGCCAUAGCAGCAUGUCCGGCAUGGCCUCCGGCUCGCUGGGAGUGUCCUCAGUCUCCGCCCUCCCCUGCAGCCCCCCCUGUCUCAUGCAGCCCUCCCACUCCCCCAUCCCAUCCAUCCUGUAGUACUGAGGACAGUCUCAAUCCUGUAGCACUAAGGGGAAACUCAGACAAGCAGAAAACCCGAAUGGCCGCCCCACUUCCCAUCCCCCGCCAUUUCCAUCCAUCCUGUAGCACUGAGGACAGUCUCAAUCCUGUAGCAUUGGGGGGGAAACUCAGACAAGCAGGACCCGAACGGCAGCCCUACAACCCAACCCCCCCACCCCCCAUCUCAUCCAUCCUGUAGCACUGGGAAGAGACUCCACUCACAUGCAGGACCAAAAUGGCCGCUCAGGCCUGAAGUCACACUGAGGAUCCUGCUCAUUUCAAGUAUCACAAGUCAACUCAACCCUCCUCUCUCUCUAUCUUAACUCUUUUUCAGCUCUCUACCUCUUGCCAUUGCUUUUCUUCCUCUCCUUCAUCUUCCUCUCUUUCUUUCAGGACCUAUCCUCCUUCAUUCUUUGCUGCUUUUAGUCUAAAAGCAAUCCUGAACUUGCGUUGCCAUUCGUUUUUGAGCCAGUGGUUUUGCGUCUUGUGCAGUUAGUUUCCAUUAGGAAAAGACUAGUGAACGCCCAUGUCAAUGGUCUCACCAAGUUUAGUUCAUAAGCAACUGAGUUAGAAGACUAUCGCUGUUCACAAUACUAGUGUUAUAAGUAUCAUGAACAUUAAAAUGACUAAAAAAAGUCCAUUUGCAUUUGCAUGUCUUGCAUGGGAACUAUCUUGAGAAAAAAAAUGUAAGUCUUUUAGUAAAAAAAGAAAUGUGCGAACAUUCUCCUUCCAUCCAAAGCUUCUUGAUACUUAUCUGAGGCAGAUAAAAAUAUGGCAUCAUCUGUAGCGAUGCAAAUGUUUUAUUUGCUGUCAUUUUAUUUGCCUUUCCCCAAAUGUCUAAUGUACAUGAGUCAUCAUAGGGCCAUCAGUAGUAGCAGUGGUCAAAAUGACCACGUGGCAUUAUUUUGUUUUGAGAGCAUCAUUCAGUAAAGCACUUUACCAUCAGUAUGAAACUCUACCUGAGCAUGUUAUUUUUCAAGCAUAAAGUUAGCUUAACAGCCGAAAAAAUGAAAGCAUUUUCAUUCUGUGUAAAGUUAAACGUUUAUUUUUCUUAACUUCCGUUUCAUACUGUGAAUAUAAUUGAAUUUAGUGUAGAUAUUUGUGGAAUCUUGGAAAUGUAACUCAUUACACAAUAGUGUUCAAAUACUAAAUUGACAAAUAUAACAUAUGCUAAUACAGCAUUAUAUAUAAACAUUUAUAUAUGUAUCUAUAUGCAUAUUUCAUGGAUAAAAACAAACUCUUGAAAAACUAUUAAUACCUUUGGGUACCUUGGGGAAAGGUAAAUGCAUGCACUUGUAUGCGAACAAAAAGUAUGCAAAUAACUAACUAUGUAAAUAAUAUCCUGCAUGAAAUAAAUUUUUGUACUCAA
Alosa sapidissima (American shad) is the source of this 4266-nucleotide messenger RNA. RefSeq names its product potassium voltage-gated channel, Shaw-related subfamily, member 1b (gene kcnc1b). Gene Ontology annotation, molecular function: protein binding; delayed rectifier potassium channel activity. The record is from RefSeq and is a predicted model, not a curated record. The transcript is spliced from 5 exons. Bases 1023 to 2876 code for a protein of 617 amino acids. Gene Ontology annotation, biological process: protein homooligomerization; potassium ion transmembrane transport. Lineage: Eukaryota; Metazoa; Chordata; Actinopteri; Clupeiformes; Clupeidae. Gene Ontology annotation, cellular component: axon; voltage-gated potassium channel complex; neuronal cell body membrane.